This is a messenger RNA of Notolabrus celidotus (New Zealand spotty), 7781 nucleotides long. It is a transcript of the gene glis2b, whose product is annotated as GLIS family zinc finger 2b. Gene Ontology annotation, molecular function: DNA-binding transcription factor activity, RNA polymerase II-specific; RNA polymerase II cis-regulatory region sequence-specific DNA binding. The record is from RefSeq and is a predicted model, not a curated record. The coding region runs from base 991 to 2433 and encodes 480 amino acids. The transcript has 7 exons. Gene Ontology annotation, cellular component: nucleus. Lineage: Eukaryota; Metazoa; Chordata; Actinopteri; Labriformes; Labridae. Gene Ontology annotation, biological process: smoothened signaling pathway; regulation of transcription by RNA polymerase II.
AGAGAGGGGGAUAGAGAGGGGAGAGUUUGGAGAGAAGCCGGGGACUGCCCAUGGUGGAGGGGCGGAGCAGUAAGCAUGCGCUGAGCUGGCAGACUCCGAGCUGGUCCUGACGGGCUGGCUGGGCUCCGGGCGGCUGUCUGUGCGCUUCAGACGGUGGUGGGGAGACUACCCUCAACACUCGGCGUGUCCUCGAGUGCGCAGAACAAGAAAAAAGCAGCAGGAGAGUCACGGGGAAAGCUGAAAAAAAAUAGAAAAGAAAGCAAAAAGCCCCACCUCGGUAUCUGGAAAAGCACCGAAGAGAAAGGAGACGAACCUCCCCUUCUAUCCCACACCCCGUCGCCAACCCGCCCUAUCUACCCGACCCACCAGUUCGUGCCAUCCCUCUGGUUCGGACCGCCCUCCCACCCCGCCAGGAGAACCACGACCACCCAUAGGAAACCCCCACUUGACGAGCGUUGCCAUUACGCGAUGCGCUUUGAAUUGGAAGAAAUUACAUUUGCCUUUUUGAUGCACUACACAGCCAGUGGUCUUCGUUUUUCCUCAGCGGGAACACUUCAGGCUACGGAUCUGGGUGUUUACACUUUUUGACGGGUUUCCCGUAGCAUGAUAACAUGCAGAAUCCAUCAUCCUACGGAAACAGACAAGGCUGUCAUUCCUUAGAUUAGUCUCUAUUUAAACAACCAGCUGUCACAUACGCUGCGUUUGAGCUCAUGUUUGAUUUUCCAUGCUUAGAAUUAUUCCUGACAAUGGUCUGGGAACAGACCGCCUCUCUAGACACCUAGACAUAUUUUUUUAAGACGCUCAGUGUUUUGUUUUUAUCAAAGAAAAAGAGACAAAUCGACGAGGAGUCAUUUGACACCGACGCCGCUUGAGCCAUAUAGGACUUUGCGUGCGAAGUUUGCACCGGGAAGAGGGGGGCCAAGUCGGAGAUAUCUCCGCCAUAUCCACGGCAUUUUCGCCUUUAAGGUGGGAGGUCAGCGGGUCGCGGUCAUGCUGUCCCUGGAUGAACCCCUGGACCUGAAGCUCCCUCGAAGGGCUAAUGGGCGGGACAGGGGGGCACGCUCGCCCCCGCUUUCUCCACUGCACCCCAAGCGAGCUCGCCAGCUCCGCAUGGCAGAUGAUGGCACUGCUGUCAUUGAGCCCGCCUCACCAGCAUCUCCACACACAGGUGUGCAGGUGGUCCCACAUGAUCGAACAGACACCCCAACUCCCCCUGCAGUGGACCUGAGUAUGUCUCCCUCGUCUCGGCACACGCCUAGCUCUCCAGAAAUGACGAACGGCAACUACAUCCCCUCAGGGGCCUUUCAGUUUUUCGUGCCAAUCGGAGCUGGUGCAGGACUUCACUUGCCGUCAUCCAUGUUCAUUGGCCAGACAAGCGACAAGAGAGCCUCUCCUGACCUCUCAGCAGACGAACAACUGGCCUGCCACUGGAAAAAGUGCCAUCUGCUCUUUGACUCCCUGCAAGACCUGGUGGAUCAUGUCAAUGACUUUCAUGUGAAACCUGAAAAGGAUUCUGGGUACUGCUGUCAUUGGGAGGGCUGUGCCCGCAAAGGGAGGGGUUUCAAUGCUAGGUACAAGAUGCUCAUCCACAUUCGCACCCACACUAAUGAGAAGCCCCAUCGCUGUCCCACCUGUAACAAAAGCUUCUCACGCCUAGAGAACCUCAAGAUACACAACAGAUCUCACACAGGUGAAAAGCCCUACAUUUGUCCAUACGAGGGAUGCAACAAGCGGUACUCCAACUCCAGCGACCGCUUCAAGCAUACACGCACACACUAUGUGGACAAGCCCUACUACUGCAAGAUGGUGGGCUGCCUGAAGCGCUACACAGACCCCAGCUCUCUCCGCAAGCACAUCAAGGCCCAUGGGCACUUUGUGGCCCAAGAGCAGGGCUCCCCAGGUGGGGUCGGCUCUCUGCUUAGAGGUAGUCAGAGUGGAGGGCUAGCCAGUGAGGUGGGAAAGGAUUCAGAGCUGUCCUAUGUCAGUGCAGCCCACAUUAUCAUCCCAGGGGCAGCGGCUGCUCUCCUGGGAGGCCAUGCUCUGCAAGGUCUUGCUGGUGGUCUGGCUAUGUCUCCCCUCAGUCCUCGUCCCCUGGACCUCAGCACACUGGGUUGUCCCAGCUCACCUCCAGGCAGCCUGGGGGGCACGUCCAUCCUGUCCUUCAACGGAUCUCCACUGGGCCUAGCCAAGUCCCCUUUGCUCUCCCCAGCAUUCCCCUCCUCGGCCCUCGGCCUGUCCAUGGUUCCCAUGAUGGGGGCCUCAUCUGAGCGAAGGGUCCACAGCCACCAUGGAAAGAAGGGCCGAGGGGAUGAGGCCAAGAACGAGGUGACUGGUGGGGUCCUUAACCUCUCCACAGGAGGGUCUCAUGAUCCUCUGUCCUGGGUGGUCAUCCCUCCAGGCACCGUGGUGCUUAAGCCAGCUGUGGUCAACUGAUACACACACACACCCGCACACAUGUUCACACAUGAACAGACACACAUACAGACACAUUCCAGAAGAGCUCAGGGGGUUGGGAUGACAGGAUAAAUGCCAUAGAGGGGAUAUAGAUGGUUAAAGGUGAUGAGGAUCGGCUCGCACAAUCAAAUCCAGGCAACGCAUUUCAGAGAGUGGUUGGAAAAGUGGAAAUCUAUAGAGAAACAAUCUUAAUCAGCAAAAUUAUAGCUAACAUUACACCUCACAAGAACUAAGUAUACAACGCAAGCCUCUUGUUUGAUGGGAAACAAAACUCGGGGCCCAAGAACUCUGUUCAAGACCUUAUAUGGUCCUGUAUUUCUAUCACAAGGCCUGACAUUAGGCUCCUCUUUGCUCUCAUGUUUUGUACUUCACUCAUUCCUUUUUGCUGGUUCUGUGGACAAGGACCAUGAAGGUCUUAGUGCUCUGUGUUCUCACAAAAGUCUUCAAUGAUAUAGUAUUUAUAUGCUACCUGUACUUCAAUGACAGUGUGCCUCUAGCUUAGUAGUGAGAUAGACACACCAUGAAACUAAAUGACGCUCUCACCGCUAGGCUAACGUGCACGUAAUAGGAAGAUUCUCCAUGGUUGAUUUUUAAAACUAUGACCUAUUUUUCACAGGCCGCUGUGAUUAAUAUGAUUCAGACAGGCUUGCCAUACCAAAGCAAGUGAACUCCAACUGUCUUAGCUUCUCAGCUCUGAGACAGUUCAGUAAACAGAACACUCUUAAGUGUCAACUGGUUAUAGUAAUGAAACCUCAAACCUGCUGCUAACCUCUCAGCUCCUCCAGUGUAACAUAAACUGGCAGGGAGCACUUAUGACAAUCUGUCCCCAGUUUGGGGAGGGUGACCAACAAGAAUGUGUGCUAGGGGCUUUUUUGGGGGCACAGAGCAAACUGAGGACUUCACACAGACAAAUGGUGUUACAUCACCUGGCAAUGACAAAUCCUCUCUCCUUUAACUUAGGUGAAUUUUAAGGCAAGGGUGCACAUAGCUCCCCCCUCUGGUACAACACGAUACACAUCAUCCUGCUUACCAUAUACAGAACUCACACUGUUUUACUCUUGGAUUGUCCAACUGCUUUCCCGUAACUGAAUCAAUACAACCAGUUUGUGCAUGAAAGGGCCACUGUGGUGAUAAACACUAGUGUCUUGUGUUUAAAAAAGUGACCUGACCCAAAGUCAGCUGUGAAAACCAGGUGGUCAUCCAGUUGAAGCCCAACUUAGCCAUGUGGGUUGAAGUUUUUCCCCAAGUUCAACAAGUCUAAUGCAGUGCAGAAAAUACUUUGAGAGGGAAAAGAGGGAUGAAUGUGUUGUGGCAAAGAGGGGGGUGGUGUGAUGCACUCUUUGCCGCUUACAGCUGGACUGACUAGGAAGCCACACUAUUCCAAACUGCCUCAUGUUACUCUGUCCAAAGGGGCAAAAAAAAAAAGACUCAUUUGACACCUGGGAAAACAAGGUUCGAUAAAGCAGUCAAGAUGCACUUGCCACACACUUUAUUUCUUACAUGUUCUACGCAACAUUACUGCCAACUCAAUGAUCCUUCGUAAGUAUUUUGCUCUUAUUUCAUUUUUCUGCAAUUUGCUGCAGGGUCCCUCUAAGCUUGUGUUGCUCAACGCUAAUGCAUGCAUGAUGUUGACUGCACAGAGGAGAGGUCAGGGUGCAAGAGAGGGUUAUCAACACAAGGAACAUUCCCUCAAGAGACUGUCACACACACUACACGCCUUUCUCUUCUAUUCCCUCUAUCUCUCCUCUACCCAUCUGCUUAUUUUGUGGGUCCUACUUUUCCAUGCUCCAGUCUUAGGAAUAAUCAGUUAUUGCUGUUUAUAUUGUCUUCUUAUUUGUUGUUGAUGCUGUUGUUCAGACGAGACAUUUUUUCUGAUGUUGAAGUUGCUUCUUGUGUUCUGAGACGGCUGCUCUGCACUCAGCUUUCUGCUGUUGAGGAUGAGUCUUUAUAAGGGGGGAUGAGGAGGAGAUAACAUGGCAGAGAUUUGGUCAGCUUCGUAGGGCAGUGGUUUCCAAUUUGGGGGAUCUGGGAUUAUUUUGUUGAGAUACACGCAGAUUACCACAAUAUUAGAAAGAGGAAAAGUGUUAUGUUACUGAGGCAGAAUCUAAUAUGCAAUUUGAAAGUUUAGUCUGCAAGAGCAAAUCCAUUCAGAGAAUAGGAAAAAUUCUCCCCCACAAAAUAGGACAGGGAAAAAGCGGCAAGUGAUGCAGCAAAUCGAAUCAACACUGACUAUCUAGAAGGGAAACAGAAAAAACGAAAAAAGAGUUGAACCAUAACCAGGGUUGACUAACUACCUAAUCAAGGGCAGGUGUGUGAUUAGUACAGGUGUGGAUGAUCAAGGAAUUAGGAGAACUAAAAUAACAGGAGUUAAAUUUCAUUCUCCCUUCCUGUCAGACUCUUCAGGACGCUGGAUAUCUGUCUCACACAUAUUCAGGUCUGCUUGUUACUUUACCCAGAACUUUAUUUAACAAUCAUUUAUGGAUAAUAUAAAUUAUGAACACAAACAAAAUAAAGUAACAAUAAAAGGGGUACAUAUAAACUUAGAAUUAAAAACAGGUCUUUAAUGAUAAUAAUAAUAAUAAAGUUUAUUUAUAUAGCACCUUUGUAGGUCAUACAGUUUUGAUGGCUUUAAUAUCUUUAGUACUAGAAUGUAAUGAAUUACAUUUUCAUUUUAUAAUUGAAUUAGUGAAUAUUGUUUUUUUUUAAAGUCCAUUAUAUUUAUGAAUAUAAGCCUAGCCUUGCACAUGGACAACAAGAAAACAUUUCUACCCAAAUCAUUUUUAUAAUAACAGAUUAAAAUAUUUUUUUCAGAUAAGGUAAUCUUUUAAGAUACCUGGGCCACUUUACAGUUUUUACCUCUAAGCUCUGCACAAUCCUAGCUCAAUAGAUGGCAAUGGCAAUGUCAUGGUGCUCAAUUAAAUUGCCAUGACGUUUUGUACAUCAAUGUGUCCAGCGGAUAAAUCCAAAUGACUAUUUUAUUCUGUAUAUAUCGACAGCUGCACCACAAGUUGACCAUUUAUAUAUCUGUGCAAAUUUUUCAUCAACUUUUACAGACACCAAUGCUCAGGUACAACUUUAGUGCCCCACUUAACUUUUCAUCUGGCAGCAUUAUCAGGUGAAAAAUAUCCAACACUUUUUAUACAACCAAAUAACAGCUAAACUAUUAACACCCCCGUCAAUAAUCAAUAGUAAGCAGAGACAACCUCGCCAUUAAAAUAUUCAUCCAAGUAAAUAUUACCUUCCAACCAUCGGCUAUUAACAUUUUCUUUCAAUCCUGGUAGUAUUCUGUUUCUAUUACUGCUUCACAGCGUUUCUAGCAUUGUCUAAGCUCUUGGUAACUUUCAGUCUUGUUGCUUGUAAAACUGGAUUUUUUUUCCAUUCAAGCCAGAAAAACACCCAAAAUGAUUUGAUAAGAAAUGAUUUGAUGAAGAAUAAAUUAAGUUUGGUUUAAUUGCUCACAACAAUAUGACAAAAGUUGGAAACCACUGCUCUGUAGAUAAAUUAAUGACAGGAUGAUUCAGUCGACCAAAUGACAUUACAUUCCUACAUGACAUUCACACUCGUGCAUAGAGGAUGAAUAAGAAACAUGUCUGAUAAGUGUCCUCACCUAAAAAGUGUCUCAGGCUAUAUGAGGUUUCUCUUUAUCUUUGUUCUGACUCUUUCCAACAGUCAAGUAAAGAAAAACCACGAGGAAAUAUCAUUGGAUUGUGAAUUGGCAGGGAGCAUUGGGAGAGAGUGAUAGCAAGAAGAAAAAGGAUUGCCUGGAUGAGUUAAUGAAUGGAUAGGGGGAUAUGCAGAGAUGAGAGGAGAGGCUGUGUGCCAGCAUAGGAAAAGAGGCAGAAGAGAGCUGCGCUGUGCGGCCGCCUUCCAUCUGGCCACCUACCCGCCAAUUGGUCUUUCAGCUCUGAAGUCACUGGCUCUGCUGCGCCCAAUGUGGCAGCCAGUCACAGGCAUACCAGCCUGAAGAAAACUAGGCCACUGAACUCUGUCUGCCCUCUGUUUUUCUUUUUUUUUUCUUUUUUAUAGAUUAAACCCAAAAGGCUCAACUCCCCCUCCUUCCGGCCACAAAGCAUUUUUCCAGAGAUUCAGCAAACAGGCAAACUAACAAGCUGCACCACAGUAAACACAAACAACCCUCCCAUGUCUGAGGAGGAGCUCUGUGUCAUAGGAUGCAAUGCAGAAUGAACUUCAUAUGUAUGUUUCUGCCUCAGUAAUUCUUAGUCAUUAGUAUCUGAAACACUCCCUCCCCCCUCAACACACACACACACACACACACACACACACACACACACACACACACACACACACACACACACACACACACACACACACACACACACACACACAACUGUCCCUUUCUCUGGGUUCAGGCUGGGUAUUGAAGAGAAUCUCCUGCUCUGAGUGGACCAUCCUGGCCUGUGAUGUCAUUAGAAACAGGUGUUAAGUAGGCUAGACAUGGUUUCCGUGGCAACAGUGAAACCCACAGAUGCAGCGGCUCUCCUCCUCCCCCUCCCUGUCUGUACGUCUCUCCUCUGCAGGUUGAACAGGGGACAAAACUCAGCACAACAGCAGAAAGCUGAAAAAUAUGACACGGAUCCUGUCAGGGUCCACAACUUUUCCAUAUUAAAUAAGCUGUAUGAUCCAUUAACCCUUUGAGCUCAGUCUGUAAAAAAAAAAAACGCACUUUUGUUCCCCUCAUAGCGUGUGCAGAUAUUGGGAUGUUGCCACAUCCUUUCUCUGCAUAUGUGAUUAUACAUCACUUGUUUCGGGAACCAAGAAUAAUUGUAUAAAUCAUUCUCAGAUGCUAAAAUUGCUGAAUUUAAAGUCUUAUAUUUUUAAUCUUAUGAAACGGUACUUGAUCCUGGAGAUUUUAAAACAACACUCACCUAAAGCUAUGAAAAGUGGAAUUGAAAUCCUGGGCACAGAAUUCGUGUUAGCUAGCUAGUUCAGUGUCAAUGUAAAGGGGUGCCAUUGACUGAAGUGCCACAGUGUUGCACAAAGGGUUAAUGAUAAGACUAAGGCCAUACAAGGCCUGUUCCAAGUUGUUUUUGCACAUUUGUGAGAUAUUGUCAGUAUUUUAAUUUUUCCAAGUGCCUUUUUAUUAUAGGGUAAGAUAUAGAAGUUAUACACUAUAUGAAAAAAGGAUUAUAAGAAAAUAUAUUUUUCCUGGCAUCAUGUUCUGUGGUUGAACAUGCAGAAUUUUAGAGUUGUAAAAGUCUCCAAUUGGUACAACAUAGCGGUGUUCUCCUGUUUUAGAGGAAUUUUAUUACGAUAUUGAUGAUAAUGUCAAUGAAAAGAAAAUGUUUAAUAAAGUUGUAUUUGAUAAA